Messenger RNA from Canariomyces notabilis, 654 nucleotides. RefSeq lists its product as uncharacterized. The transcript has a single exon. The coding region runs from base 137 to 466 and encodes 109 amino acids. NCBI's taxonomy places the organism in Eukaryota, Fungi, Ascomycota, Sordariomycetes, Sordariales, Chaetomiaceae. The record is from RefSeq and is a predicted model, not a curated record.
CGCCACUAGCUGCUUGGUGUCCAUCCUGCACCUCUACUUCUCCUGCUCCCUCGAAUCUUGGCAUGACGAUGCCACUACGAUAUCCUACCACAUCAAGAAGACAACAUAGCAAGAGAGAGACGGACGGCGGCAUAUUAUGAAUGGAAUGCCCUCAAUUCGGCUAGCAUUGGAGUUUUGGAGUUCUUGUUUUCUGUCUCCUUAUGUAUCUGCUUUUCAUCAGACUAGGGGUUGGGGUGGCUUCCUGUCGUUUUAUCCAAUUCACAUGACAUUAUCUGGGUAUAUUGGCUUAUCUCUUACCCCUUCCCUCCUUGAGUCGGAAGGUGGGCGGCGGCGGCGGCUUCUGUUUUGGCUGGCUUACGCUAUGGGAGACAAGGCAGACAUUCGUUCUUAUCGUUAUUCUAUCAUCCUCGGCGGGGUCUUGGUGGUUGCCGGGGCCCGAGACGGCGGCGAAUUCAUUUCUUUUUGAUAAAGAGAGGAGUUGCUUACAACCACUUACGUAUUUUUACUAUUACUACAUUGGGCGGAUCGACUGAUUACUUUUCUGGUUACCACAUAGGAAGAUACCUACCUCGUUGCUGCAUAGUUGGGUAUGUGAGGUUAGGGCUGGCUAAGCCAGGGUUGGUUGAUACUUAUCGGAUGGAUCAGUGGGCAGGC